This is a messenger RNA of Eimeria maxima, 1002 nucleotides long. RefSeq names its product TPR domain-containing protein, putative. The record is from RefSeq and is a predicted model, not a curated record. NCBI's taxonomy places the organism in Eukaryota, Apicomplexa, Conoidasida, Eucoccidiorida, Eimeriidae. The coding region runs from base 1 to 1002 and encodes 333 amino acids. The transcript has 3 exons.
AUGCGAGCAUCUAAGGCAUCAAUGCAUCUUGAGUUAUAUACACAAGCAGAAAGAUAUGCAUCUAUGGGUCUAGUAGCAGCAGAGGUAGCACAAGGGGAAGCAAGAGCAGCAGCAGCAGCAGCAGCAGCAGCAGGAGAAGGAACAGCAGCAACAGCAACAGAGGGAACGGCACCAGCAACAGAAGGAACAGGAGCAGCAGCAGAAGCAGCACCAGCAGCAGCAGAAGCAGCACCAGCAGCAGCAGAAGCAGCACCAGCAGCAGCAGAAGCAGCGCCAGUAGCAGCAGAAGCAGCACCAGCAGCAGCAGGAGCAGCACCAGCAGCAGCAGGAGCAGCACCAGCAGCAGCAGAAGCAGCACCAGCAGCAGCAGAAGCAGCACCAGCAGCACCAGCAGCAGCAGCAGCAGCAGUAGAUCCUGCUGAGGUUAAUUCGCUAAAGUUGCUGCAGCUGGAGGCAAGAGAGAACUAUGAGAAGCAGCAGAAGAGGAAGAGAGAAGCAGCAGCAGCAGAAGCAGCAGCAGCAGCAGCAGCAGCAGCAAGAAGAGAAAAUAAACCUUCACCUAUGGAUAUACUCAAAAAGAGAGGUAUUUAUUGGGGUCCUGUCCCUGAUUGUUAUGCAGAAGCAGCAGCACAAUUAUCUGGGGUGUCUGUACACCUGGAUAGAUUAACAGGAGAAUAUUCUUUGCUGCUGCCUUUGCUGCUGCUGCUGGAUGAAUACAGCAGAGCAGAUGCUGUUGCUGCAGCAGAUGAGAGAUUAUCUCUGCAGCAGCAGAUUGCUGCUAUAUUUCCUUCUAAAUAUACUAUUAUGCAGCAGCAGCAGCAGCAACAGCAGCAGCAGCAGCAGCAGCAGCAGCAGCAGCAAGAAGGAGCUAAAGACUUUCCUCCAUGGGAUCAUGAAAGAAAAUAUUUAUUAGAAAAUCUUGUCGCAUAUUAUGAGGCAAAAGGCUCUGUUGCUCAUCAGACAUUUAUUCUAUAUAAUAGGAUUGAGAGCAUCAAGGACUAA